Molecule: messenger RNA, 1227 nt
Organism: Cooperia oncophora
Lineage: Eukaryota; Metazoa; Nematoda; Chromadorea; Rhabditida; Trichostrongylidae
Source: the annotation of a GenBank genome assembly
UUGUUACGUAUUGAGCGUUCUCAUUAUAGCACUACUCCUCUGCCUUAUCUGGAAGAAGCUCUCGUGAAUACACUCGAAAGAGGAUUGCCAUCGCUGGAGUCUUCCAACCCAUACGAGCGUAUCAUGACCAGGCUGUUACAAGCUUCGAACGACGAGAAUGUGGACGUUGCCAGUAUAUUGCGCAGUCCUUCUGUUCAGCAGGCAAUAUCUCAUGGUAAUGCUCGGUCAGAAAAUGGAUCCUCUUCUCCGCAACAUACGUCGUCCAGACUGCCUAUUCAUCCGCGUGCACCGGUGCCUUCUCUGGGAUCGCUCGCUAGAGGUGUGAUCACUCAAUCUGGUGGAGAUAUGCCGUUCAUGUCGGAGGUUAUAUCAAAUAUAAUGAGGAGUAAUGGCCUUGGUACCUCCCUGCCUCCACAAGUCGACGUGAUCGUGGAAUAUGGAGACACGGGUUCCCAAUCUGGUGGAAAUCAAGGACAACCUCAAUUGCUCAAUAUGGCUAUGAGCGGGAUGACUGAUGGUCAAGGGAGACAACCCACAGCUGUUGGAUAUCAUGUCGAAGUUCAUCAGUUUGACAUAUUCAGUCAAACACCUGAGCAAGAGAAUUCUUCGCAGAACUCCAGUCAAGGUGGUGCGUCAUCGAGCGCAUCUUUGCCUCUAACUGCUCCUCCUGCAAACAUGAUCGCUCAAGCAAAUAUACCAACGCCAACUGUCCGUAAUGAUUUCAGUCAGAUGAGGCAGCGCCAACAAGGUCCUCCCGGAGGAUUUCCAUUCGUCAUGGGUGGAAUGGGUUUUCCAUCGGAAAUGCAUUUCACUGCUCCACGACAAGAUAUCGUUAAUGUGGAUCCAUUUUUAUCGUGCACAAGUAGAUUCACAGAUGUGCAGCGGGUUCUGCGCAACAGUCACCCAACCAGUCCUUCUCAGCUGUCUCCUUACCGACGACUCAUGGGCGAUGCGUUGUCGUCGAAUUCGCUGACUGAUCGCCGAAUCACACCAAUAGAUGCUUACGAGCGGGUCAUGCUUGCUCUCAACACGUCGGGUCACGUUUUAAUAUCAGACGAAAGUAAUUUCGAAAGCUUCGUGCAACUUGCUAUUCGUUCCGCUCUGAGUCAAAUGAUUCAUACAGAUCAGGACCGCAACUCUCGUAAGUGCCUCCGAACAUCAGUUGUUCAGAGUUUAUUUUUUUUUGCAUUCUGUGGCUUUUUCUUUCUUACUCUGCUUCUCUUCUGA